AUGGGCUGCGACAGGGCUUGUGCCGCAUACAUGGAGGAUGAGGAUGAGAAGGGUCACACCUUGUUUGAAACCCGACGCUCUGCUAAAACCUCCUCACACCCUCAUCAAUCUACUGCACACAGUAACCAAACGUCACUUCAGUCUACCUCCGCAGACAAAACGAGGGAUAUCAAGCUGGGUGAAGUGACGACAAAAGCUAAUCCUACACUACAUAGAGGGAAUUACAACUUCCACCCCAUCCAAGCUCCUCCGAUGCAACAUCCAAAUAUCGUACGCGAUCCCAAUCAACUACCACUACCACUCCACGCCAAUCAACCUAACAUGACUGGACAUCAUGAUCAAGCUUACUACGGGAUGCCGCAACCCGGAUCUCUUCCCCUUCGUACACGGGCCGCUGCAGCAAAUAACAGCUACCCGCGGCCUCAGCAAGGUUCCUUUAACACACCCCCUAACCCUCCCUAUGUUGGCGGAGCACCAUCCACGAUGCCGCCCUACUACACACAAAUGUCAUCUGGUCCGCCACCCGACUCACACGCCGGUCCGCCUCACGGCCCACCUGUACACGCACCAUUCCCGCCUGGUCAGUACCCUCCAGGUCAACAUCCAUCCGGCCAGUUUACGCCUAAUCAGCACACAUCAGGACAGUUUCCUCCGAAUAAUCAUCCACCAGGCCAAUUUCCUCCUAAUCAACAUCCACCAGGACAGUUUCCACCUAAUCAACAUCCAUCGGGUCAGUUUCCACCUAAUCAACAUCCAUCGGUUCAGUUCCCGCCUAAUCAACACCCUUCGGGACACCUUCCACCUAAUCAAUUCCCGCACCAGUUUCCGCACACUCAAUUUCCACCCAAUCAUUUCCCUCCAGGACAGUUGCCACCAAAUCAAUUUCAGUCAGGACACUACGCUCAGGGUCAAUUUCCACACAGCCAAUUACCCUCAGGUCAAGUAUCUGGUCCUAGUCCUAAUCUCUCAGGUCAUCUACAACCGCGAUCCCCUUCAUAUCCUAUCCAUCCCGGCUCUCCUCCACCUUUAGAUCAUAUUUACUCGACACAGCAACCUGCAUCACGAUCUCUUUAUGACCGCUUUCAUCUGGGCCGGGAUUUUGAUCCGAUAACACGAACAGCUUCAGCUUUUGACUCACGAGAUACUCGCUCACACAUGGAGCCAUGUGAUGAAGAAGGAUAUAACUCGGUAUCUGAAGCACCGCCUCCACGUCGGUCCAAACACCGAAGGAAGAGCGAUUUUCGGGGAUCGGCUCCUAUAGUUCCAGAUGAAGAAGAAGAAGAGGAGCCAGAUUACGAACUUGCUCAUCCCCCUUCACGACCCCAUCCAAACAAUUACAGAAAUCAAACUGAUCGAAAGAGCCGGAAAGAUGUAUCCCAUGACAAACAUAGCUCCAAGUCUCAUACACAAGCCCAAGAGGUUGUGAGAUCUCGCGGAACGAGCAUCUCCCACGGUUCUCGUCACACAGGAGAUGGAGCCAAGCUUGAUUCUUCUAGUAACAGCCAUCGAAGAAAGACGUGGUACGAUAACCAGACCUCUGCCGGAUCCAGUGGCUACGAAAACAAAUUGCAACAAGCGAGCUGCUAUCUCGAUGAUUUUGGCGAACCAGAUAAACACCCUCCCCUCACGGCGGAAACCCUGAGACGGCAACAAAAGAGACAGGACGGUAGUAGUCGGAGCACAAAGAGUAGUGCUAGCCGUGAUGACAGUGAUUAUAAAAAGUCUGUAACAACUCGAACAACCAGAAGUGGAAGUGGGAAUGAAGAAAAAAAUAUGACUAUAAAGGUGACUGGAUCAGUACGGGUCACGGUUGGUGGUGCUCAAAUUGAAUGUACCGAUGGAGGCGCGAUCGAAAUAUCGCGUGAUAAAGCCUCGCGCGACACGAUUGGGAAAUCUAUACGCGAUGGUAGUGAUCGAUCCAGUCCUGAUUCUGAUGUACGACACGCAAUAGAAAAUUACGAUCGCCAUACUCACAGCGACAAAUCGUCCAGACGGACACGAAUCAACUCACAGCAGCGUCGGCUUUCGGAGGCUCGCCGUGACUUGGGCGAUGAUUACUUUUAA
This is a messenger RNA of Blumeria graminis f. sp. triticale, 2064 nucleotides long. Lineage: Eukaryota; Fungi; Ascomycota; Leotiomycetes; Helotiales; Erysiphaceae. The record is from the annotation of a GenBank genome assembly.